This is a messenger RNA of Hippoglossus stenolepis (Pacific halibut), 2706 nucleotides long. Its product is annotated as low density lipoprotein receptor adapter protein 1. The record is from RefSeq and is a predicted model, not a curated record. NCBI's taxonomy places the organism in Eukaryota, Metazoa, Chordata, Actinopteri, Pleuronectiformes, Pleuronectidae. Bases 298 to 1083 code for a protein of 261 amino acids. The transcript is spliced from 3 exons.
UUAAACGGUUCUCCCACGAGCUCCGCGAUUCAGUCACAAACACACGCGCACCGGAGAAGAGGCACGAGGAGCCGAAGUCUGUCCCCGCAGCUUCCGUAGAGCAUCAACCCUGCGUGUGUGUGUUUGCUGUGAAUGACACGGGAGUGUUUUAAUGCUGGAGGACAGUGUGCGUGCGUGUGUGUGUGCGUGCGUGUGUGAACGCACAGGACUACAACCCUGCACCUGAGUUUUGGGAAACUUCACCUGAGGCGCACGAGCAUCGUCUUUUGCAUGAACGCGUGCAGAUAAAAGCAGUGGAUGAAACUUUUCUCCUUUCGUAGGAGAAAGGUGGACAAGUGGGAGAGGCUGAAGACGACCACAGCUGGUUCCACCUCGGCUGAAGUCUCCUCCAAACGCACCAUGUCCCUCAGCACUUUCCACCUCGUGCAAACGCUCAAGAACUCCCCCGCCGCCUUUCGCCGUCGCUUCCGCCGCGACCGCACAGAGUCCCUGUCCCACGGCGACCCCCUCUUCAAGGUCCACUACCUGGGCACAGAGAAAAUCUUCUCCCUGGACCGAGAGCAGGCGCAGGACGCCAUCAGCCACCUGCUGGACGGCAUCGCCAAUGGGAAGAAGCUGAGCAAGGAUCACGCCCUGGUGGUGCGCCCGAGGUACGUGGAGGUCAAGGAGCUGAGCACGGGGCGGCAGCUCACGAAGACGUACCUGCAGGACAUCGCGUACUGCGCCGCCGACGCCAACCGGCCCAACGUCUUCCUGUACAUCUGCAAGCAUCAAGGCCAGCAGCUGCAGUGUCGGGUGUUCUGGUGCAGCCGGGCGGAGCGGGCGCGGGACAUGACGGCGUGCCUGGCCCACUCCUUCCAGCAGGCGCUCAGCGACUUGCAGCAGGACGGCUCGGCCACGCUGACGCCCGGGGAGGUGAAGGGGAAACGUGUGGAGGAGUCGUCCAACUCUCCCACCCUCAGCAAGAGCUCCACCCUACCCACCAGUCUGGGAAAAGUUCGCUGGAAGAAGCGAGGCUCCGUGUCCCGCAGCCCCCUGAGGGCCAUCACCAGGAGAGGGUCGGCCUCAGACAGCUGGAACUGAACCGCGGCUUGAGCCCCUCGAACAUGAUGGGACCACUUCGACCUAACGACGACAGCACUGACGGGAGGGAGGGAGUUUUACAAAACAGAAGAGAAUGAAGGGGGGGGUGCAGCCGGGAAGUGGGGGGGAAGUCCAUAUUUGGACAGCGUGUGUGAGAGGACUCUGCUUGUGAGAGGAUGUUGAGUGUGUGGACUCUGAGGUUUGUGACGCAGCGCAGGCGUCUGUUGACGUGCGGCGUCCACUACAGCACACAACGCCAGUGACGGCUUCCUUUGUUCGCCUGUCAGCACUCGUCUGAGGACUUGUGGCUGGCGGUGAGACGUUUGAGGACCAGACUGAUUCACGUCUGAGGCUCUCUUGUCAGCUUGUCUGUUUCCAAGGAGUCCACUUGAUGCUGAAGCCUCUGAAGAUGUGUUAUGUGUUGGGGGGGGGAAAGACGAUUAAACCCAACAACGAUGCUGGUUGUCGGCCGAAUGAUGCACAGGGAAAACUGGAAGAAGACGACGAGAGACCUGAUGUUUCUCAAUCCUGAGUUCUUUUUUUUAUUUAACUGACAUUCGUGACUGGUCAUGAUGAUUUUAUUUGGACUGACAAAAGCACACUUUUAAUCCAUGGCAGUUUCGGACAAAUAGAUCUCGUUACAGCAGAAGAUAACAGAGGAAAAUGCUGGCAGACAGAAGUGGUCAUCUGUCUCACACACAAGUCAUUUCUGAGCACUUUCUAAGUUUCCAACUGUAAAAUCUGUCACCUGAACGCAUCACAGUUCAAUCCCGACUCAUGAAAACACAGGUUUUAUAAUUUCCUCCUAAAGUUUGCGAUGUUUUCUUUUCUGAGUUGUGGUGACAGGCACCUGCGUCACAAACAAACAAUAGACCUUUUGCAGAACUUGCAGGGUCAACAGUUUCCUGCAAAAACACAGCUCCCGACUGUCCACAAAGAUAAAUGAUUUGCAUUUUUAUGUGAGAAAAACACGUUGGGCCAUGAGUCGCCAGGUUUUUGGUGUCCGAACACUGGGAACGCUGUGUUCCCGAGCGGAGGAAUGCACCUGCAUUCCAGCGUAGGAAAUCUGAGAUGGCGAAUCUCCUCAAAACGCCCUGACUUCUUCUACACAUCCACCCGUGACUCUGCAUUCGGAGCAGCCUCACGAGUAGACGUCAGAAUGUGAUUCUUGAACUCCCAGGCCCUCGACUCGUUCACAUUACCAAGGCCAUAAAAGGUGCCCUCACAACUUUGAAGUCCAUUCUAAGUGGCGGUUGUGGGCUCUGAUGUGUGCAGUAUUGCGUAACCUCCUCUCACGAUGGCGAUUUCUGUCUCCGGUUUACAAAUAAGAGACGUGAGGAUCAGUGCUGGACCCCGAGGCCACCGCUCACUUCUUAUCUUUCUUAUUUUCUGACCAAAACUAAGCUAUAGAAAGGUGCCUGUGUGUGUUUUUGUUUUGACUGCUGUGCCACUUUGUUUUAUCAGUUUAAUUUUGUACUCUCAAUGCAUCUUUUACAAACGGCACAACCCUCGUCUCAGGUUGAAGUGCCUGCUUUAAGAUUUAUUUUAUCGAUGUACUGUUUUUGUCUUUGUACAUAUUUAAUUAAAUGUGUAUUUUAUGGAUUAUUAAAAGUUUUUAUACGA